Messenger RNA from Hylaeus anthracinus, 474 nucleotides. RefSeq names its product activity-regulated cytoskeleton associated protein 2-like. NCBI's taxonomy places the organism in Eukaryota, Metazoa, Arthropoda, Insecta, Hymenoptera, Colletidae. The coding region runs from base 1 to 474 and encodes 157 amino acids. The record is from RefSeq and is a predicted model, not a curated record. The transcript has a single exon.
AUGGCUACAAAUCUGGUGCCCAACGAGUUGGCCUCGAACCACGACAUCUCCGGGACCCUCCAACUGUCCACUUCCCAGUUCUCCCAGAUCCUGGAAUCCAUCCAACGGACCCAGCCGGUAAAAGAAGGAAGUUUUGCGAAAUGCACAGCGCGUUUCGACGGAAACAGCAAUCACGCAAAAGUUGUCGAAAUCAUUGCGACAAUAUCCAUUUUCAAGGAUAUUGAAUUCAUUUCGGACGAGAAUGCCCUUCGAGGACUGCCGUUACUUUUGGAAGGAUAUGCAACAACAUGGUGGCGAGGCGUUCAACCUACCGUAAGGACAUGGGAGGACGCAAUUGAUGCAAUUCGCGCCACCUUCGCACCUCGACGACCAGCAUAUCAGAUUUAUAUGGAAAUAUUCCGGCAUUCUCAAGAUGCGAAGACCGCAACCGACCUGUUCAUCAGUAAGAAGAGCCAUCAUCGCAGAACUCCCUGA